AUGGGGCAUGAAAUAUUCUGUGCAUGGUAUGCGACUUUAAAAGGAAUGGGAUGGGCUAGAACAAGGUGUAGCAGAAUAUUUACAGAUUUGCUGAAUUUCUUUAUGCAAAGAGUUUUACCGCCCUCUAUUCACAGAAAAUCCCUCAAGCAGCCCUAUUUAACAAACAACUAAUUGCAAUCAUAGUCCCAAUUUUUUAAAAAAAGUUCAAAAGACUCCCAAACAAAAAUAAAUGAAUAUUUGCACUCCCACAAGACCAUUCACAGAGAUUUGAAGCCGUCAAAUAUAUUAGUAAACAAUAAAAUUGAAGUGAAAAUUUCUGAUUUUGGAGUCAGUAAAAUCAUGCACCAGACAUUGGAUCCCUGCAAUUCCUACGUUGGAACCUGCGCUUAUAUGAGCCUGGAAAGAUUCGAACCGGAUACAUACGGCGGCAAUUACAACGGGUACAUCGGUGAUUUAUGGAGCUUAGGAUUAACUCUACUGGAACUGUUCAUGGGCCAUUUUCCAUACUUGCCGGAGGGGCAAAGACCUGAUUGGGCUACACUUAUGUGUGCCAUAUGCUUCGGCGAACCACCAAGCUUGCCGGAAAGUGCAUUUGAAAAUUUCAAGAAUUUCAUUCAGUGUUGUUCGCAAAAGGAUUCCAGUAAACGAUGGAGUGCAACCCAGUUGUUAUCACAUCCUUUUGUGAGAGAUAUUGAACUGAAAUCAACAUGAGGAGAUUAAUUUUCGAGAAUUAUGGCCGAAAAUCCGACAGU
This is a messenger RNA of Olea europaea var. sylvestris, 752 nucleotides long. Its product is annotated as mitogen-activated protein kinase kinase 9-like. Gene Ontology annotation, molecular function: ATP binding; protein serine/threonine kinase activity. Gene Ontology annotation, cellular component: cytoplasm. Gene Ontology annotation, biological process: protein phosphorylation. The transcript is spliced from 2 exons. The record is from RefSeq and is a predicted model, not a curated record. Lineage: Eukaryota; Viridiplantae; Streptophyta; Magnoliopsida; Lamiales; Oleaceae.